Molecule: messenger RNA, 240 nt
Organism: Habropoda laboriosa
Lineage: Eukaryota; Metazoa; Arthropoda; Insecta; Hymenoptera; Apidae
Gene: Nop10
Product: H/ACA ribonucleoprotein complex subunit 3
Exons: 3
Coding region: 46-240 (64 amino acids)
Biological process (GO): rRNA pseudouridine synthesis; positive regulation of telomerase RNA localization to Cajal body; snRNA pseudouridine synthesis
Cellular component (GO): box H/ACA telomerase RNP complex; box H/ACA snoRNP complex
Molecular function (GO): box H/ACA snoRNA binding; telomerase RNA binding
Source: RefSeq, a predicted model, not a curated record
CUACGCAGAACUGAAACAAACAAAUAUAAAAACUAAAAGGCAAAAAUGUAUUUAAUGUAUUAUUUAAAUGAAAAUGGGGAUCGAGUGUACACAUUAAAGAAAAUGGAUCCAAAUGGAAGACCGACGCUAUCGGCACAUCCUGCGCGAUUUUCUCCAGAAGAUAAAUAUUCAAGGGAAAGGAUAACAUUAAAACGACGAUUUGGUCUAUUACUUACACAGCAACCACUACCUACCUAUUAA